AUGGACAGGCGCUCGUGGAUUGAGCGACGCUGGCAGGCGCUCGCGGCAGUUGGCAACCCGGCGUGGAUGCUGGGCUACAUCAGAGCGCGAAGGCGGAGGCUCAUGAUGCUGGAGCAGGAGUUGGGCUCGGACGCCUCAUCAUACGACGCGUCCGACGACAACUCCGAGUCUUCCGAGGGGCUUAUGGACGAAGACAGCGAGCCAAGCUCGGCCGAGGGAGCCGUGUCGUCGACGGGCUCGCGCGGGGACCACUGGGAGGGCGAGUACACCGUGCACGGCGACCCCGUCGGCCCCGGACGCAUGAUGUAUGCGGACGGGGGAUACAUGGAGUGCUGCUACGACGAGCACGGGCGCCCUGAGGGCGCGUACCGCAUCGUCGAUCCGCGGGGCGAGCUGCGGCGCAGCGGCGAGUUCUGGGCGUCCGCGAAGCGCCCCGGCCGCGUGCGCGUCGCGUUUGAGGACGGCGGCACCGUUGCUGCGGGGGCGGAUAUGGGCAACGCGCCGCACGGGCGCGGCACGUACAGCUACCCGGGCGGCGACGUGCGCGUCCGCGGGCGCUGGCACCACGGCACGUUCGUCGAGGGCGUGUCCGAGGGCCCUACGGCGGCGAGCUGCGGGAUCAAGCUCAGGCGCGGCCCCGGCACGCCGACCGCGCUGCCGGCGGACCCGCUCACGCCGGACCCGUACGAGGCGUGGACGGUGCGCGUGGGCGCGUCGAGGAUCGCGGGCGCCGGCGAGGGGCUGUUUGCGCGCCGCGACGUCAGCGCCGGGGAGCUGUGCGCGCUGUAUUCGGGGAUGCGGUGCGCGCAGGCGGAGGUGGACGCGCGGGAGUGGGACGCGUGCGAGAACACGCUGUCGCUGGACGCGGGCCAGGAGGGCCUGUCGGACGGUGAGGACAUGGAUGUGGACGCGCCUGUUAUGGACGUGCCGAGCGGCGGCGGGCGGCGCGCGCCGCGGUACUGCGCGAGCCUGGGGCACAAGGCGAACCACUCGUUUCUGAACAACGCGAGGUACGCGCCGCUCUUCCACCCGCGCCACGGCGCCAUCAAGUGCGUCCGCGCAAUCAAAGACAUUCCUGCGGGACAAGAGAUUACCGUCCGAUAUGAUUACGACCACGGCUGGGGGAACUGGCCGCGCCCGAACAAGCCGGUCAGUGCGCGCGAUGCGCGCGUCAUGCGCGACAUCAUGCGCACCGUCGCCGCGCCGGAGUGGUACGUGGAGCUGCUACGGCAGUGGUUGUGCGCGGGAGUGCCGCCCGCGCUCCUGGACGACGUGGCGUCGGACAUCCCGGCCGCGAUGGGCAAGCGGUUUCCCGCGGAGCUCCGCGGCGCCUGA
This is a messenger RNA of Pedinophyceae sp. YPF-701, 1335 nucleotides long. NCBI's taxonomy places the organism in Eukaryota, Viridiplantae, Chlorophyta, Pedinophyceae. The record is from the annotation of a GenBank genome assembly.